This is a messenger RNA of Danio rerio (zebrafish), 1699 nucleotides long. NCBI's taxonomy places the organism in Eukaryota, Metazoa, Chordata, Actinopteri, Cypriniformes, Danionidae. The record is from RefSeq and is a predicted model, not a curated record.
CCCAAACAUGACGAACACAACAGAAGCUCUUUGUGAAGUCCCAGCAAAUGAAGUUUUCAUAUUUGCAUACUCGCUUGUGUUUCUCGUCAGUCUGGUUCUGAACUGCUUUCCAUUGGCCGUGCAUUUCUGCUCAGAUCAGCGUGUCCAGUCCAGCAUCACAGUCUACAUGAAUAACCUCAUUGCAGCUGACUUCUUCCUUUGCCUUUCCUUACUUUUGCGGAUUGCAUCCUAUGCCGACUCUACAAUAAUGAUGUUUAAUAUUUACUGCAGCUUUGGAGCAACAGCCUUUUACAUCAACAUGUAUGCAAGCAUUCUCUUCAUGGAAUUCAUAGCAAUAAACAGGUACCUGAAGAUUGUCCGGCCAUUGGAGACUCAUACUCUGCAGACAGUUCGUACUGCCCGCUACAUUUCUGGAGCUAUUUGGUUCGUCUUGUUAGCUAUAUCAUCUAUUUAUGUGAUCCUCUAUCUCAGCACCUCCUGGUCUAAAACAAAGCCUGAGGUGUUUAUCUGUGAUUUCCAGGACAGUUCCCAGAUCAGUGCGGCAUACACCUCUGUCCAUUCUGCAAGCUUUGUCAUUUUCAUUUUUAUUCUGGUCUCUCUGAUUUUUUUAUACUGGAAGACUCUUCAAAAGCUCAGGGAAGUUCAGUUGUCUACACAGGCUGAAUUCAACAGGCAAAAAUUCAGAAAAUCUAAGCAAAACAUGCUAGUGCUAGUGGUCAUUUUCUGCGUGUGCUUUGUGCCCUAUCACCUAGUAAGACUACCCUACAUAUUCAUCAGACACUUACUGAAUGACUGUACAUCAAUUCAAGCAUUGCACAUCCUAAAAGAGGUGACAGCCCUGCUUGCAGCACUGAAUGUCUCAUUGGAUCCACUUAUUUACUUUUUCUUUUGCAAGGCAUUUAGAGACAAGGUUAACUUAAUUAGUUGUCAAAACUGUCCAUAAAUAAGGGACAUAUUAUUUAGGUAUGUGUCUGUAAUGUUGAGAGGAGAUUGUUUUCGGACGAGUUCCCAAGCAUUACCACUUCUUUGUCUCUGUUACGAUCGCACUUCAUUACAGGAUUGAAUAAAUGAGUGUUGACUAUGGCUUGACAUUGACACCCACUUACCCGCCAAAUGUGGGUAGAUUUUAGCUGUGGUAAGUUAGGCAGCCAUACUGGACUUGGGCCAAAUAUUCUGAGCAUGAAGCCUUCAUCUUAGACAACACGCCAACCAAGCUUAUUCUUUAACCUCUUCAUAUAAGUGGGAACUCGUUAACUGCACUGUUCAAACUGAAUGAUCUACACUGCCUGAUAGAGAUAUAAAGUGGGUUUCACAACUAACAAGUAUUUCUGGAUUAAAUCACAUUCUUCCACCCCAUAUCUUUAAAUAUGAACAUUUACUUUGCCACAGUAUUCUAUAGGUUUCAGUGCAUUAUUGCAGCUCUUUAAGACACUUCCAUGUAAAUUUAUGCUCAUUUCAUUUUAUACUUGACCAACUUGAAUAAAGGCUUAUUUAUAGUCUAUUUCAAGGGCUGUUCUCUUAUGUUGUGUCACACCAGACGCGGAACACGCGUCAAUCGCGAGUGAUUUACAUGUUGACAUCCUGCGGCGCGAUCCGCGCAGAGCGAAUAACGCGAAUGGCGUGGUGCGAAUAGCACGAUACGAGCUAGGUGAAUUGAGCGUUUUGCGCGUUUGACGCACUUAACGAGCGUUUCGCGCAA